AUGAGCGCAAAUUCUAUCACUGUCAUCUUUUCACCCUAUCAUGUUGGCCUUCGUGAUCACCGUGUCGGUGACGGCCCGAACCGCAUUCGAGCAAUGGGUGUCAUCGAAGAAUUGAAAAAGCUCGGCGUAACUAUACACGUUGUUGAGCUGCCACCGGUUGAUGAUUUUGAAGGGGAGAUAGGUCGCAGCUUUGAGUUACUCCGGCGGACGUCUAAGGUGGUGUCAGAUGUGUGCGCCAAUCGUUCCUUUCCUCUUGUUUUAUCGGGAAACUGUAUGGCAAGCGCUGGAGUUGCUUGUGGGCUGGGCCUCAAGGAUCUUGGCUGGAUCUACUUUGAUGCGCACGACGAUAUGGACACACCAUCAACGAACAUGAACGGAUACUUGGAUGCGAUGGGCCUGUCAAUGCUAGGUGGGAAAAGCUUCCAUCGGUUGGCAAAUACUAUUCCUGGAUACACUCCGCACAAGUACGACAAGAUGAUCUACUGCGGCCUUCGCGAUAUCGAGGAUAGUCAGAAGGAGACUGUGCGAGAGGCUGGAGCGGAGGUCAUCUGGGGAGAACCAGGCAAACACGUGGACUUUGCGAGUAGGCUCACGGAAGCUCUGAGUGCAAAGGACUAUUCGCCCGCUUUGGUCCAUCUUGACCUUGAUGUUUUGGAUGAAAGCAUCGGGAAGGUCAAUGGUUAUGAGAGCCCAGGAGGUUUGCAAGAGGAUGACUUGAUAAAGUGUAUGGAUCUCGUCCCGCAGAAAGCUACCCCAAAAUCCCUCACAGUCUGUUCAUUCAAUCCCAACUUGGGAGAUGGCGAUAAAGUCGCUACCAUUGGUGUAAAGGCCAUCGUCGCCUUUGUCAAGUCGCUCCUCAAAUCCGAGGCUUUGGUUAGGGAAUAG
Molecule: messenger RNA, 885 nt
Organism: Parastagonospora nodorum SN15
Lineage: Eukaryota; Fungi; Ascomycota; Dothideomycetes; Pleosporales; Phaeosphaeriaceae
Exons: 1
Coding region: 1-885 (294 amino acids)
Cellular component (GO): cytoplasm; cytosol; nucleus
Molecular function (GO): manganese ion binding; arginase activity
Source: RefSeq, a predicted model, not a curated record